Messenger RNA from Geodia barretti, 830 nucleotides. The record is from the annotation of a GenBank genome assembly. NCBI's taxonomy places the organism in Eukaryota, Metazoa, Porifera, Demospongiae, Tetractinellida, Geodiidae.
ACGUGUACCCUCGUCUCGGCGCUAUAAUAGCAUGGCGGGAAUCCUGGCGGAGACUGGCGAAAUAGCGGCAGAUUCGGACGACGCGAGCCGCCGCAGCUGUCCGGGUACGCCAUGGCGGCUCUCCAAGAGUUCUACACGGAGCAGGAAGAGCGGCAGCGGCGGUUUGAAGCCGGUGCGAUCGAGGGCGCUGGAGCAGGAGGCGUGGCCAUCGAGGAAGAUUGGAAACUGAGCCAAUUCUGGUACGAUGACAAAACAGCCGUCACUUUAGCCAAGGAGGCAUUAGACGGAGGCAGCAGAAGAAUUGCCUGCAUUUCCUGCCCGACGUUAUAUGCCAAGCUGCUCCAAUUAAAGCCCGCCGAUUGCGAAAUCUUCCUUCUCGAGUACGACACGAGAUUUGCAGUCUACGGCGAUAGCUUUGUGUUUUACGACUACACAAGUCCUCUGGAAUUGCCGGAAACGAUGGAGGAAAAGUCGUUCGAUGUCGUCGUCGCCGACCCGCCAUACCUGUCUGAAGAAUGCCUUCAAAAGACGGCGCAGACGAUCAAUUUUCUGGCGAAAGAAAAAAAUCAUUUUGUGUACCGGCAAGGUGAUGGAGGGUUUAGCUAACUGAACUACUCUCCCUCAAGAUGUGCUCCUUUCUUCCUCGACACACGAGAAAUUUGGCAAACGAUUUCAGAUGUUUUGUAAACUAUGACUCAAAAUUGCUCAAUCCGUCCUAAUUAUGACGCAAUCUUUUCCAAUUCUCCAUAAGAAAAUUGUUUCAUUUGCGGAAGUCAUUAAUUAUUGUUUAUGAUACCAAAUAUGAUGAUAAUUUAAAAGAUAUUGCAUAC